ACUACCACCCCAACUACAACUACCGCACCAACUACAACUACCAACCCAACUACAACUCCCACCCCAACUACAACUACCACCCCAACUACAAUAACAACAACUUUGCCCCCUAUUAUCAAUGGCACGCCUCAAAUGCUUAUUAACGUUCAGGCUAAUAUGGUGUUAGACGUGUAUAACGGCUACCUUACCGAUUUCACCCAAAUACAAACGUAUCAUAUCGGACCAAAUUGCAGCGGAAUAGCGGAAGUGUGGAGGCUGGAAUUCCAAACCUUGACUUCCACGUAUAUAAUUCGAUCAGCACUUAGUGGAUCAAACGCGUGGCAGCAUUCCAUGCACACAAAUGGAACAGCACCUUAUCUUCAUUUAGGCGUAUCUAGCGACGCCUACUGGUUCGUGGUACGAGUGAGCGGUACCAAUCACUGGAAUAUAUACAACCGCGAUUACAAUUCAACCGGGCGCAGUAGUCUGCGAAAUACUGGCAUUACCUCGGGAAACGGGGGUAGAAAUCUGGAACUGGCCCCCUUGGACCCGUCGGACAUCGCACAACGGUGGGAAUUAUUCGUAUGUCCGUAAACAUUGCUGAAAGAGGAAUGAAGUACGCUAUGAAUUUUGCAGAAUUGUGUUUCUGAAUGUUAUUGUUUAUUUAAACCUGUUUUGUAUAUA
Molecule: messenger RNA, 663 nt
Organism: Folsomia candida
Lineage: Eukaryota; Metazoa; Arthropoda; Collembola; Entomobryomorpha; Isotomidae
Exons: 4
Coding region: 133-573 (146 amino acids)
Source: RefSeq, a predicted model, not a curated record